Molecule: messenger RNA, 663 nt
Organism: Mesorhabditis spiculigera
Lineage: Eukaryota; Metazoa; Nematoda; Chromadorea; Rhabditida; Rhabditidae
Source: the annotation of a GenBank genome assembly
AUGCCGGCCGAAACGGAAACAUUUGCUACAUAUUUACGCGGUCUCACCACCACCAAACUGUCCUAUCCGAAAGUGAUUGGGCUUCCAACGUGGUUAUGGAAGGCGUCGACACACCAUCCGCUGGCUCCUGUUGAGGCUAGGAAUUAUGGAUGCUGCUGUACUUGCUGCACUUCUAAGUGCGGCUUUCUCUUGAUGAUGAUCUUGUGGGCCAUCUACACAAUCUUUAUGCUGGGCGUGUUGAUCAUCGCCUUCCUGGCCGGCCCGUCGUCCGAAUACCCUAAAUUUGUGUUUAAGUUUGAGUUCUGGGCUUCUCUCUGUGCUUUCGUCGGCACCAUUUUUGGUAUCCGUGCACUGCAGACGCAAAAACCGGCUUGGAUGCAACUCUUCCUGAUCGCUUGGGCGCUGAUUACAUUGAUCCACUCAGCGCUCUUCAUUUACAUCGGCAUCUACGAGACAAAGGGGACCGGCGGGUAUUUCCCGGAUCGCAAGGGGCAUCUUAAGCAGGGAUAUCCUUGGCCAGUGACGAUCGCCUUCGGAGUCUUGCUCUUAAUCUAUCACGUAUUUAUGACCCUUCUCUUCAUUUCUUACUACCAUUUUAUCCGGGAUCGCCAGCUGGAGCAGGAGCAGCAGCAGGGCAGGAUGCAGUCGAUCCAAACGUAUAGA